Messenger RNA from Juglans regia (Persian walnut), 4041 nucleotides. RefSeq names its product putative disease resistance protein At3g14460. The record is from RefSeq and is a predicted model, not a curated record. Gene Ontology annotation, biological process: defense response to other organism. The transcript has 2 exons. Lineage: Eukaryota; Viridiplantae; Streptophyta; Magnoliopsida; Fagales; Juglandaceae. Bases 242 to 3613 code for a protein of 1123 amino acids. Gene Ontology annotation, molecular function: ADP binding.
AGAAACUUCUCUGCAGAAGACAUCUAUAAUCUCUUGCAUCUCGCCUAUAUACGUGAACUUAAAAGGAGCAAACUAGAUCUUGUUUCAUUACCAGUCCUUCCUCUUUGAUCAGAAAACCAUCAGGUCUAUCAUACCUUUCUUGAAUCGUAUUCAAUUCUGUUUUCUUUCCUUCUGAAACCAUUUUUAUCUGAUCUUCUAUAAUUUGGGUCCCGGAUUUUCUAGCUUAGAGCAAAUUAGCUACAUGGCCGACCCUGUUUCACUCCUUGUCAGUCCUAUGGUCACGAUCGUUCUAGUGAAGUUGUCUUCUUUUCUCACGGAUAAGUAUCUCGAAGUCUAUGGUGUCAAACAAGAGAUAGAAACUAUGGACAAUUUACUGAGAAAAAUUCUAGCCUCGCUUAAAGAUGUGGAAGAAAAUCCACCGGGUUCUUCGACCUCCCACUCGAUGAGGAAUUGGCUUGAUAAUGUUAAAGUAGCGGUUACUGAUGCACAAGGUUUGUUGGACUCUUGGAUGACAGAAUAUAACCUGCGGUCGGGAAAGAAGCAGGUAUAUAAACUCCUUCCUCCUUGUAUUGCAAAUAAGUUAUUUAACUGCCGUGUAUCGCGUGAGCUAAAAGAUAUUGUGGCAAGGCUAGAUAAGAUUUCCAAAGAGAAUUACGAGUGCCAUCCUGCUGGAAGGCUAGCUGUGCCUGAAAAUCCCCAGCAGCAAACUGGUCCUCUUCCAAACAAUUUAGUUGUUGGUAGGGAGAAAGAAAAAGAGGAGAUAGUAAAAUUGCUGGUACCUGCUACUGGAGAAACCAGUGCAGGGGAAAACUUUGUUGUCAUUCCCAUUGAGGCAAUGGGUGGUCUGGGUAAAACUACUCUUGCUCAACUUGUCUAUGUGGACGACAGGAUAUCUAAAUAUUUCACAAUUAAAACUUGGGUUUCUGUCUCGGGUAGUUUAGACGUAUCCGGAAUUCUCAAAGAGAUCGUAUUAUCCCAGAGUAACGGUCACGAUAUCGGCUUCUCCUUGGCCCAACUGCAACUCCAAGUUGCAGAUAUCUUGGCUGAUAAGACAUUUUUACUUGUUCUAGAUGAUAUCUGGAUUGUGGAGGAUACAGAAUGGCAGAAGCUGGAAAACGUCUUAAGUCGAGGGGGCAAGGGAAGUAGGGUUCUGGUAACUAGCCGACUCUCAACUGUUUCCAGGUUGAUGGGUGCAAAAGCCCCCUAUAAUCUACCAUGUUUCAAUGAAGAUGAAUCUUGGUCGUUGUUUGAAAAACUUGUAUUUCAUGUAGGUAGUUCAACGGCCGACGCACGUGAAGAUCUAGAAGCAUAUGGAAAAGAAAUUGUAAAAAACUGCAAAGGUUUGCCUUUGGCUGUCCGACAUAUAGGAGGUCUUUUACGUAGAAAUGUUGAUGUUCAAGAAUGGAUCAGGAUCUCGAAGGAACUAGAUAAAGACAACAAUAUUCUGCCUGUUCUCAAAGUGUCUUAUGAUCGUCUUUCUUCCAAUCUGAAGCGGUGCUUCGAAUACUGUUCCUUAUUUCCGAAGGCCUAUGUAUUUGAUAAGAAUGACCUGAUCAAAUUAUGGAUGGCGGAAGACUUCAUUGAGCGUAAUGAAAUCGAGAAAGAGGAAAUAGGAAGCAGAUACUUUAACAAUUUGCUAAACAUGUUCUUCUUUGAAUGCUCAAGUGAAGACAAGACAAAAUUUAGGAUGCAUGAUCUUAUUCAUGACUUGGCAAUAUCAGUCUCCAAGCCCCUAUGUUUCCACGUGAAGGAUGAGAAACCAAGCCAUGUGCCUAAAGAAUCUCGUCAUGUAUCUAUCUUAUGUAAAGAUGUCGAGCAGCCUGCUUUGGAGAUAAUUGAAAGAUCGAAGAGUCUACGUACGCUUCUAUUUCCAGUUGAACACCCGAAAACUUUUGAUCAGGUCCUUGACAAAAUAUCGAGUUCACUGAGAUAUUUGCGAGUUCUUGACCUCAGUUCAAGCACAAUUCUGGCAUUGCCAAAAUCAAUUGAAAAUUUGAAGGAGUUGCGCUACCUCGACCUUUCAAAAACUGAUAUCAGAGAGCUUCCAGAAUCGAUAUGCAAACUCAUCAAUUUGCAGACACUGAAACUCUUAGGUUGCCCUUGGCUUUUCAGAUUGCCCAGCAUGCUUGGAGCUCUAGUUAACUUGAGGCAUCUGGAGCUGGACGAAAUGUUCUGGAACAAGAUCUCCAUAUUUCCACCAAAAAUGGGGCAAUUGACCAGUCUGCACAAUUUGCACACCUUUGAGGUUGGCCGCAAUCCUGGACACCGAAUCGAGGAACUGAAGAAUAUGGUGUAUCUUACAGGAACGCUGCGCAUCACAAAGCUCGAGAAUGCUGUGAAUCCAAGAGAGGCUAACUUGAAUGAAAAAAAAAUGGUUCAGAAGCUGGAAUGUGUGUGGAGCAAUGGCUCAAAUGUAGAUGAAGCGGGGGACAGAGACGCACUUCUUGAAGACCUGCAACCUCACUUAAAUGUCAAAGAGCUCGUAAUUUGUCACUAUAGGGGCAACGAAUUUCCAACUUGGAUGAGAAAUGGGCUACUCAAGAACUUGGUUUCUAUUUCCUUGAGUUAUUGCACAAGAACAAAAAUCCUUUCUCUCGACAAGCUACCCAAACUUGCAGAACUCCGCCUCAAGAAUAUGCAGGAAUUGGAGGAAUGGUCUGGGGAGAGUUAUCCAUCCCUCGAAAAGCUUAACAUCAGUGGCUGUCCCAAGCUCAGGAAGUUGCCCUGCUUCUUCCGUAACCUAAGUGUUUUGAAGAUAAAAAAAUGUGAAUCAUUGGAUGCUAUUCCAUUAGCCCAACUGCAAAUUAUUACACUUGUGGACAAUCCUGUUCUACACUUGUGGACAAUCCCUGCUUCUUCAGAGUUCAGCGCUUCUUCAAUGCGCAGCGUGGUCUGGUUCUUUAAAAUUGUCAAUUGCCCUGAGCUGCGAGAGCUGCCAACGAAUCUCUAUUUACGGAGAUUGGAGAUAAUUGGGUGCAGGUCGUUGACUGUCCUGCAAGGCCUGAAAGUUUUGAAUCUAGCAUUGGAUCGAUGCCAUGACGAGACAUUGUUGGGAAUGAUAUCUAGCUCCAUAUGUUUAGAAUCAUUGGUCAUUUCAAACAUCUCAAACAUGAACUCUCUUACCAAAUGGCCCAGUCUUCCACACCUUAAAGCACUCUACAUCCGUGACUGCGAGGAUCUUGAAUGGCUGUCCAAUCAAGAAAACACCUUGUUCCAGAGUUUCACCUCUCUCAAACUACUGUCCCUUCGGAAUUGUCCCAAGCUUGAAACAUUGCCUGCUGAAGGGCUCCCCAAUACUCUUGGAUAUUUGAGUAUCGCCUCGUGUGCAAGGCUCAAGUCAUUUGGCCCAAAGGACGCACUUAAGAAUCUGACAUCUCUCCAUGAUCUUUACGUUGAGAACUGCCCUGAGCUCCAGGCCUUCCCAGAGGACGGUCUUUCACCCGAAUUACGUCAUUUGUGUAUUCGAGGAUGCCAACUACUUACAGAGCAGUGUCGAAAAGAUGCAGACCCGAUGUUGAAGAACAUCUUAGAUCGGGAAUUCGAUAUGGCACCCACAGAAAUUCCACACUCCUCGUCAUCUUCAUGGUGGACAAAAUUGUGCUUUAAAACAUAAAAAAAUCGUUGGUGGUGAACAACAGGAGUGGUAAAUGAAAGAAGAAAAUUCAUUCCUUGAUGGAUUCUCAAUCGAAUUUUUCAGGUUAGUUCCCAGACCUAGAAGGAUCUAUGUUGAGGAGGAUGUAUGCUUCUAGACCUAGAGGAUGUAUGUUGAUGAGCUGCUGAAUCUGUCUUUCGAGUGCAGAAGCUAUCAAAGUAGUACAUGGAUGAGUUCGAAGAUUGAUUUGACAUGGACAAUGUGGUUCAUGUAAAUAUUAGAUUUCAUUUGUAAGAGAGCAAUCAGAAAACUGAAGUAAAAAAAAUGUUAUAACUGUUGUAUAUGUGAUGAUGAAUUUUCAGCAAUGUUGGAUUGAAUGGAAAAUAUCUAUUUACAUUUGAAAGGCUAAAUGGAUGAGAAUAAAAAAAUCUGGGUUGGUUUUUGUGAAA